Molecule: messenger RNA, 1743 nt
Organism: Acanthopagrus latus (yellowfin seabream)
Lineage: Eukaryota; Metazoa; Chordata; Actinopteri; Spariformes; Sparidae
Gene: tdgf1
Product: teratocarcinoma-derived growth factor 1
Exons: 7
Coding region: 184-840 (218 amino acids)
Source: RefSeq, a predicted model, not a curated record
GGCGUGGCUACGGGAGCCCCUCCCCCUGCAGCACGGUCACCUGUAGAGCAGAGAGGAGGUCCACGGUGCACACAGCUGCAGGCUGCAGAGACGCUGCAACGGGAGCAGAACGUCGUGACUGUCUCUGCGUUUGUUUUAAUCGGGCACAGUUCUCCCCGGCUCUUCUUUUAAAUUCGUUUGACUAUGUUUUCUCCCCGUUGCUGGACUAAAAUGAGCUGGACGCAGCUGCUCAGGAUCGUGUUGUUCGCAGGGAUCUGGCUCCACUGUGCUGCUGCUAUGCCCGCUGCAGGCUGUGAGGGAGACGAGUGCAGCAGAGGCCAGACCUCCUCUUCAUCCUUAUCCUUAUUGUCAACCUCCGUAUCUUCUUCUUCCGCUUCUUUCUUGGUGGAGAAGUCACCACAUCCCUCGCAGGACUUCCUGGCCCAGUUUUCCCAAGUGAGCUCAUCAAACAGUGGUGACCGUAAACACCGUGAUGCCAGCGCUGUCCUGCCCUUCAUUGGCCUCACAGGCAGUGCUGAGCAGAGUCGCAGCUGCUGUAAGAACGGAGGAACCUGCAUCCUCGGCAGCUUCUGCGCUUGCCCACCGUUCUUCACGGGGAGGAGUUGCGAGUACGACCAACGUGUCAGGAACUGUGGGUCCAUUCCUCAUGGUGAGUGGGUUCAGAAAGGAUGCUCCUACUGUCGCUGUGGUUAUGGCGUCCUUCACUGCUUCCCCCAUGUCUUCCAUAAAGACUGCGAUGACUCCGAGGAGGUGCGCUGGUAUCGUUCAUCAGCUGGAAGGGAAGUUCAAACCAGCUGUUUCCUGUUUGUGAUGCUGUUUCUUCUGCUUCUCCUCCUCUGAUGGUUUUUGAAAAAAUGGAUGCUGGACACAAACACCAGGAUUUAUGUGAAACACUGAGAUAAGGACUAUGCAAGAUAUCUCAGACUGCUUCUCCAGGACUAAAAUUCAGUUUCCAACCCAGUGAGAGCUUGUUGAGCUUGUAUAUUGAUUGUUUUCCAUCCGAACACUGAGGAGUUUUCUUGGAUGAUAAACUGGAUUACGUGUUGUAUGGGGACAUAGAGGUCGUCUGCACUGAGCUGUUCACUGCUGCAUUUAAGAUAAAGAUGUUUUGGCUUGAGCCAUACCACUUUACCAACUUCAACAUUUAAAGCAACUAAUCAGCUUCUUCAAUCUAGGAAAUCAAUUCCACUAGUGUAUCUGAACUCAUUUUUGUGUUCCCAGUGCAGUUUAUCUUGUUUCAUGACAUUUAAUCAGCGACUGAAUUCAUCUCAUCAAAAGUCUGUAUGUCUCUGCUUCUUAAAAUGUAUCCUUCCCGUGGAAGGUGGUCUUCAUCUCUAUGAUAUUUUGAAAAUGUACUUAAGAUUUUUAUAAAAAGUAUGUUGUUGUCAUUUUAGGAGCUGUAGCCCAAUGUAAUUUUUUUGUCCUUGUAAAAGGAGAUGGUUUCUUUUUAACUUUGUCUUCUUUCUGUUUGCACAAACUUUGAGCUUAAGUGACAUUUUGUCUUUUUGAAUACAAAUAUGUAUUGAUUAUGUGUCAAGUUUUUCACUUGUUUUUUUCUUUGUUUCUCACUUUAUUAAAACAAGUCUGACACUGGAUGUUACAUAAAAGUAAACUUCUGAGUAUGAAAAAAUACUGACAUCAUCAAAUAAGUAGUAUUCUCAAUAAGUAUUACUCUCUCUUUUAACUAAAGGUGUUUUCAGUGGGAGCUCUCCUUGUCUCUUAUCUCCAAAGUUUAUUGAUAAG